Messenger RNA from Oryzias melastigma (Indian medaka), 2998 nucleotides. RefSeq names its product zinc finger protein 384 b (gene znf384b). NCBI's taxonomy places the organism in Eukaryota, Metazoa, Chordata, Actinopteri, Beloniformes, Adrianichthyidae. Gene Ontology annotation, biological process: regulation of transcription by RNA polymerase II. Gene Ontology annotation, cellular component: nucleus. The record is from RefSeq and is a predicted model, not a curated record. Bases 202 to 2013 code for a protein of 603 amino acids. Gene Ontology annotation, molecular function: RNA polymerase II cis-regulatory region sequence-specific DNA binding; DNA-binding transcription activator activity, RNA polymerase II-specific. The transcript has 10 exons.
UUUUGUCUGACGACCUUAUCCGGAGGAAGUGAAGCUCAGGCGAGGUAGCUAGCUCACCGGAGGAAAAAAAUAGAAAAAAGUGUAAGACAAGGGAGGGAAACUUUGCUGAUUUGCUGGAGUUUUGACUGACUUGGACCCCAGUUUGAGUUUGUUUCGGUCUAUUGGAGCUCCGCGGAUUAAGUCGAAGUCGACGGUACCGAUAUGAUGGAAGACUCUCACUUUAAUUCGUCCUACUUCUGGUCUCCCGUCCCCGCCGUGCAAGGACAGAUCGAGAAUGCCAUGUUCCUUAACAAGAUGAAGGAGCAACAGGAGAAGAAUGCGCCGUUCUCUCCACCUUCUUCCCACUACCAGACAGCUCUCCUCACCAUUCCCACUCCUGGGCCCAAAACAGAUGGAGGGGGCCAGGUUGGCAAUGCAGGACACCUCAACCCUCCUCACAGCACCCAGAACAUCACAGUGCUGCCGGUUCCCUCCACAGGCAUCAUGACAGCAGCUGGUCUGGUCAUCACAACGCCUCAGGGAACGCUGGUCUCUCCCACCUCCUCCCAGUCGUUUGUCUCUGGUCACCCAGCAGGAACCAUGAUAGUUUCAGCGCUCCAUUCAGCAGACAAAAAAGAAGGCGACGGGGCUUCCCAUGUGGUAGUGAUGCCAGCCCCCUCCAAAAGAGGAAGAAAGAAGAAGACGACAGUCCCUCGCGUUCCGGGAAAUGACACACUAAUAUUGGCACACCUGACACCUGGUGGCCAGGUUACAACUCUGCAGCACCACACAGGAGACCCAUAUGAGCUUUCCAAUGAAGAUGAGGAACAUGGCCACAAAGACGGCACUAAGACGUACAGGUGCCGGAUGUGUGCGGCGACCUUCUUCAAUAAGUCUGACAUGCAGAUCCACUCCAAGUCGCACACAGAGGCCAAACCUCACAAGUGUCCUCACUGCGCCAAGUCAUUCGCCAACUCCAGCUACCUGGCCCAGCACAUCCGCAUCCAUAGCGGGGCCAAGCCCUACACCUGCUCCUACUGCCAGAAAUCUUUCAGGCAGCUCAGUCACUUACAGCAGCACACACGGAACCACACAGAGUCAAAGCCUCACAAGUGUCCCCACUGCACUAAGUCAUUUGCAAACUCUAGCUACCUGGCACAGCAUAUCCGGAUCCACACGGGGGUGAAACCCUACACCUGCUCGUACUGCCAAAAGUCCUUCAGACAGCUCAGUCAUCUUCAGCAGCACAGCAGAAUUCACACUGGAGAUAGACCAUACAAAUGCAGCCACCCAGGCUGUGAAAAAUCCUUCACCCAGCUCUCCAAUUUACAGUCCCACCGGCGUCAACACAACAAAGACAAGCCCUACAAGUGCACGCACUGCAAUAAGGGUUACAUAGAUGCUGGAAGCCUGGAAGCACACAUGACCACACACACUGUCAAACACGCCAGGAUCUACUCAUGUGGUCUCUGCCACCGCUCGUAUACCUCAGUAAGACAAAUGUCCAUUUCUGAAGAGAAUUUCUACAUGAAGCACUAUGAAACGCCUCACUGGCAUCAGACGGCUGGCAGCUGCUUUACACCGUGUAGUCACAUGUCCACUGUUUCCCCUCUACCUAUCCUCCCCUCAUCCCAGGAGACGUAUCUGGUGAAACACAUGGAGAAACACAUGGAAAAACACAACCCUGACCAGUUGACUGCACCAGUAGCCGUGGCACAACAGUCGGCACAUCAGAACCAAAGCCAAACCCAUGGCCAGACAGGAACUCAGAGCCAGGUAGAGAGUGCAGAUGGAGGAUCGAGACAACCAGGAGGAGCUGUGGGCAGAGCAGCAGGGGAAGGCCAGCAGGCCCAGAGCCAGAGUGGCUACCCCCAGACAGAAAUCACCUGUCCAUUUGACCUGAAUCAGUAUAAGACAGUGUCUGCCAGUGACAUCCAGUACAAACCAGUCAGUGUGGCGGACAUCACUUCCCACAAAGACCUCUGUCUCACUGUGUCGGCAUCCACCAUUCAAGUGGAGCAUCUCAACUCUUAAAAACUAUCUAGAAGUAGGAGUUAUUUAAGAACAAUAGAGGCUAAGAGAGUUGAAAAUUUAAAGCAAUACUAAUAUUGAAACUUUACAACUGUUGACUGCCUGAAUGAUGUAAGGCAGACAGGACAAAUCAUGCUGAUAUAUUAUGCUGAAGCCUGUACGUUUUUCCUUUUGCUAUAUUGGAUUUAUGUUAUUCUCACUUAGCCAUCAUGUCUAAAUACAAACUGCAUGUUAAAGCUGUAAUAAAGUACGUUUCAGUCCAUCACAGUGAUGGUUUUAUCCCAGGAAAGUGUCUAAAAGACACAUUUUCUUUGACGUUUUUACUGCCUUUUUAUUUUUCAGCACUAUGAAAGUUUUCCCAGUAGCUCUUCAUGGUUUUUUGUUCAUAAAAUUGAAAACUAACUGUUAAGGUAAUUCUUAUGCUUUCUUAUAGAGACUAAGUUUAUACAUCAGUGUUAAUACCUCUGCGAUACUCAUUCUUGUAAUGUUUUUAACUUUAAAAGGGAUAUUAAUUUGAUUUCCUUGUCAGGGAACAAAGCAAAAGUCGGAUAUAAAAUAAUACAAAUUUAGUUUUUAUAGUACUUGUGUGUACAAGGUUUUGGUAACCAACUGGAUGAAUUUGGGUUUGUGUGUGGACUUUGAAAUGAUUACUCUGGGAGAGUAAUGACUUCCAUCAUGUUCAUGUCCAGUGUAUUGCUGUCUGUGUAUGUCCAAAAAAUGUUUUCCAAAUGUGCUCUUGCUCUGAUGCUUCCAUAGUAACAAUGUUUGAUACCUUACAGACAUAUUUACACAAUAACGGUUCAUGCAUUUUUCUUUCUGCUUAUAUGACAUUAAACUCUAAAAUAUUUUACAUUUUCAUGUUUGUCUGUAAAUUGGAAAAAAGCUUGCUUUGAAAGUAAAAAAUGAGAAUAUAAUUAAGCUUAGUUAAUAAUGUACUUUGUGUUUAUUUUGAAGAUGUGUAAAAUAUAUUUUAUUUCUGGGGAAAGUG